Molecule: messenger RNA, 955 nt
Organism: Moneuplotes crassus
Lineage: Eukaryota; Ciliophora; Spirotrichea; Euplotida; Euplotidae
Source: the annotation of a GenBank genome assembly
UGAACAAUAUAUUCCAACACAUGCAAGUGGAUCCUAGGCUAACAGCCUGGGUCAAAACUUCUCUCACUAACUUCUGCUGUUGUCCAGAUGAGAAGUCAUACCUCCAGACUAGUCAAGAAAUCAAUCCUAGCAAUGGACAACAAUGGCUUCUUGAAAAUUUGAAUAGUGCUGAGUGAAGCCCAACACUUGAUCAGUUACUCAGUGCUUACUGUGUCUGAACGACAAGUGGCAACAAGUCAUCCCAGUCUGUAAAGCCUUCGAAGACUGCAGAGCCUUGACAUGAAAAACACCAAUUAUUAGCCGUCUCCGAACCCAAACGGAAUGAUGAAUCAAAAGUUGCCUCCGAUUCUAAACACAAGAGUCAUCUCAAGACAAAGGGUUCAAGAUGUGAUAAUCCAAAGAAAGAUGGAGCUGAUUCUGUUGAAGAGUUCACACUUGCAAGGUCCUCUCAAAACUACAAAACUAGGAAAGAUCUUGUCUACAAGGCUGCGUUAAGAAGGAUGAGGAAAUAUUUCAUCCAAGAUUUCAAAGAGGCCACCAAGCAUUCUCUUCCAGAGACUGACUACCCAUCGAGACUCAGAGAGUACUGUGCUGCAAAGUUCCCAGAAAGCAACACUGACAGAGCCCUGGUAGUGUUUGACUGCAUCAUCAACUCCAAAGGUAAACUCGGAGCCAUACCCAGCGAGGACAGAGACCUCAAGAAUCUGACUGAGAAGCUGAUGUACUUUUACUCUGAGAAAAUGUUCAAAAGGAUGAGGACCCACCCAGAGUUCUUGGAGGCUCUGCUACACUUCCUUAGCAUUGAGGGAGUAAGCAACCUGAUCUACUCGGACAACAGAGUGUCCUUCCAGAGGAAAGUGAAGACCCACUUGCACAAACUCAAAGAGAGGACUCUCAGGAUGCUUCCGUCUGCCUCAGAAUAAUCUUAAUUUGUAAAACUAAUUUGGAUCUAACA